AGUGCACGCCCUAUGGUGCACGACCGAAACGAAACUACUGAGAGUUUGGCACAGCAUGUGUCGUCAUUUACUUAGCUUCGUAAAGGUCCUUAUGCGCUUAUGAAGAAUGGCAAAAGCGACUCAAAGUAACCAGGACCUUUUUACAUGUCCUGUUUGUCUUGAUCUACUUAAGGAUCCAGUCACUCUCAACUGUGGACACAAUUACUGCAUGGGUUGUAUCAAGGACUGCUGGGAUCAGGAAGAUCAGAAGGGAGUUUACAGCUGCCCCCAGUGCAGACAGACGUUCACUCCGAGACCCGUUUUAAACAAAAAUAGUAUCUUUGCUGAGGUUGUGGAACAAUUCAAGAAGACAAGAAUUGAACACGUUGUUCCUGCUCCUGUUGUAUGUGCUGGAGCUGGAGAUGUGGAGUGUGACAUCUGUAGGCCUACUGGGAGAAAACUCAAAGCUGCGAAGUCCUGUCUGGACUGUCUGUUGUCUUACUGUGAAACUCACUAUAAAGCUCACAAUGAACUCCAUCCUGGACGAAAACACAAGAUUGUUGAUGCCACUGGUCAGCUACAGGAGAGGAUCUGCACCCAACAUGAGAAGCCUCUGGAAAUAUUCUGUCGUACGGACCAGAGUUGUGUCUGUUUCCUCUGUAUGGUGGAUGAACACAAAGGUCAUGACACUGUGUCAGCGUCUGCAGGGAGAAAGGAGAAACAGACACACUUGGGAGAGACCCAGAAGAAGUUUCGGCAGAGAAUUCUGGAGAGAGAGAAGGAGCUGCGGGAGCUGAAGAAGGCUCUGGAGACGCUCAAGAGUUCUGCACAGACAGCAGUGGAGGACAGUGAGAGCAUCUUCACUGAUAUGAUCCGCUCCAUUGAGAGAAGGCGCUCUGAGGUGACAGAGCUGAUCAGAGGUCAGGAGAAGGCUGAGGUGAGUUGGGCUGAAGAACAUCUGAAGCAACUGGAGCAGGAGAUUGCUGAGCUGAAGAGGAGAAAUGCUGAGCUGGAGCAGCUUUCACACACAGAGGACCACAUCCAUUUCCUCAAGACAUUCCAGUCAGUGAGCAGCACACCUGAGACUAAAUCCGUGUCCAGUACCCGUGUCAACCGAAGCCUUUCUUUUGAGGCUGUGAAGAAAUCUGUCUCCUCACUAAAGGGGCAGCUGGAGGAUUUCUGCAAAGAGGAAGUCAUGAAGAUAUCUGCAGCAGUGACGACAGUCCAGGCCAUGUUGCCAUCUGAACCUACAACCAGAGAGGAAUUCCUACAAUAUUCCUGUCGCUUCACACUGGAUCCAAACACAGCACACAGAACCCUUCAUCUGUCUGAGGGGAACAGGAGGGUGGAGUACAGAGGUCGCCAGUCAUAUCCUGAUCAUCCAGAGAGAUUUGAUUAUCAUCGUCAGGUGCUGUGUAGGGAGGGUGUGUCUGGACGCUGCUACUGGGAGGUGGAGUGGAGUGGGAAGUGGGUUGAUAUAGCAGUCUCAUAUAAAAGCAUCAGCAGAAGUGGUGGUGACUCUUGGUUUGGAGGUAAUGACCAGUCCUGGCUGCUGCGCACCACCAGCUCCAGCUCCUUUUAUCACAAUAGAAAAGAGACUAAACUCCCUCUAGUGGCCAGCUCCAGAAUAGGAGUGUAUGUGGAUCACAGGGCAGGAACUCUGGCCUUCUACAAUGUGUCUGACACAAUGACCCUCCUGCACAGAGUCCAGACCACAUUCACUCACACACUCUACCCUGGGUUUUAUAUGUAUAGUGUGCCAUCAUCAGUGAAGCUGUUGUGAGUGUUGUCAGUUGGGUAUUGGUCUGGUAUGAGCUGCAUGGCCCCUGCUGCAGUAGGAGGCAUUAGUGGUUCAGCUUUGGGAACUGGGCUCAGACUCCUCACAAAUGUGACCAUUCAUAGCGAAAUCAGUCGUUUUGCGCACAACGUUAUUUUAAGAAAAUCAACAAUAACAAACUUCCGGGUUAUAAUGUUGAAUUUCACGUUUUCGCAUAAUUCGACUGUAUACAGUCUACAGUUUCAUAUCGUGAACGCCUUUCACGGAAAAACAUACGUUUUGACUGUUAAACCUGGUGAAGAUUCAACACAUUUGCUGUCAUUCCCGUUGUGCACGCGCCGCUUAAAAAGGUGAUUUCUCCUCUUCUGGCAUAUCGUGACAGGAGAACCAUGUCAACUUUGGAUGCGGUUAUCUUAGCGAUAGUUUGUGUAAUACCCUCGAUAUACAUAUCGUUGGAAAGCUUAGUUUAUGGCCUUUCACGCGAGCACAAUAACUUAAUUUAAUAAAUUUUACCGAAACGACUGGUUCCGCUUUACAGGGUCACAAAUGCACUGAGGAAAAGGAAGUAUGUAUGUAGUGUAGCAUAAAUGUCCAGCUCAUAUAAUGGUCAGCAGUGUACUGUAAGAUACAAAUGAAAGUUUGAAUGUUUGCUUAAAGGUUUCAGGUUGUGGUUCACUUACACAACACCUACACAACUCUUACACAACUGUGUGUUACCCUUUGCACCCUGACAAUAUUUGUACAGUUUUGAACUUGUUUCUUAUUUUACUACAUUGAUACAGACCAAGAAAAACUAAAACACUCUGAGUGUAAUCAGCUGUGAAAGUAAAGUCAGCUUCUGAUCGUCCUGUCUGUCUUUGCAGAAAUAAAAGGUUUGUUUACCAUGU
This is a messenger RNA of Sardina pilchardus (European sardine), 2643 nucleotides long. RefSeq names its product tripartite motif-containing protein 16-like. The record is from RefSeq and is a predicted model, not a curated record. Lineage: Eukaryota; Metazoa; Chordata; Actinopteri; Clupeiformes; Clupeidae. The transcript is spliced from 6 exons. Gene Ontology annotation, molecular function: zinc ion binding; protein binding. The coding region runs from base 107 to 1762 and encodes 551 amino acids.